This is a messenger RNA of Oryza sativa Japonica Group (Japanese rice), 6729 nucleotides long. RefSeq lists its product as uncharacterized. NCBI's taxonomy places the organism in Eukaryota, Viridiplantae, Streptophyta, Magnoliopsida, Poales, Poaceae. The record is from RefSeq and is a predicted model, not a curated record.
CAGCGACAUGGGAUCCCAACAAGCGAGAGAGGAGGACGCUGAUCCGCCGCCGCCGCCGACGACGACGACGAGGCUGCCCUUUCUAUUCAACCUGUCGCGCGGGGAGCUAGUACGGCGGCAGCGUUUGAUCGACGAGGCGGUGGAACGGCUGCGCCGCUGCGGCUGCGACAUUCGUCGCUGCAGGGGAGGCGGGGUCCCAUGCCCUGAACGGCGGCAAGCUGAACUCUCCUUGAUCGUCGACCAUGUCAACCGCGCUCUCCAUCACUACAACGCUAACAAUCCUGGCGCCGAGUUCGACCUGUCAAGGCUCUGGGUUAUGCGUCCGUCAGCUUCAGACGCGCGCUCUGGGUUCAUGUCAGCUUCCUGGCUCGCAGGAGGAGCAGCCCGGUGAAGCCAGCCGAUGAAGCAGCAGCUGCUGCUGCCGAUGAUGACGAAUCCGACGUGAAAAGAGGCCGCAAGCGACGCUCCCGCAACAAGCGCAACAGGGCUCCUCCCGAGUCACCCGACAAGCAGUUCUUCGCCGAGCUACGCUACGACGACUACGACUCUGCGACCGUUGUGACCUGCACCAUCAUCGAUAAGAGUAAACCGCACGGCUACAAGACGAAGUGUGAAUUUUGCCCCGCCAGCUAUGGGAUUUUGCACCCGGGCGACGGGAAAUUUGUGUGCGGGAAGAGGAACCAGAGGGAUGAGUUCUUCCUGUUGCGGAAUCGACUUCUGAGUUCUGACGCCAUAUACAUGGCCCAAGAAAGAAGCCGAUAAGGAGCCACCAUGUCCAGGGCUGGGCCGAAGCAACCUGGGCUGGGGCCAGUACGCCCUUGAUGUUUUCAGAAAAUUCUCUUCAAGGUUUUUGUUCUCUUUUGUUUCUAAGCUACUUCCUAGAUCAAGGAGUGAAGAAUGCAGCAAUGCCUAUCUAUAUAUCUAUCUAUCUAUUAUAUUAUUAAAACAGCUCGACUAAUCGACUAAUCUAUAUAGAAAUACAAUUUAGAAACAGUUGAAAUUCGGAAUUAAAAGAUAAGGAAUAUUAGAAGAGGAGACUAGAGUCUAUAUAGAAAUACAAUUUAGAAAUCGUUAAAAUUUGGAAUUAAAAAAUAAGGAAUAUUAGAGAGGAAACUAGAGUCCAUAUAGAAAUACAAUUAGGAAAUAACUGAAAUUUGGAAUUAAAAAUAAGGAAUAUUAGAAGUAGAGUAUAAAGUCCAUAUAGAAAUACAAUUAAGAAAAAAAAUAGAAAUUCGGAAUUAAAAAUAAAGAAUAUUAGAAGUAGAGUAUAGAUUUAUAUAGAAAUACAAUUAAGAAAAAAAAUAGAAAUUCGGAAUUAAAAAAUAAGGAAUAUUAGAAGUAGAGUAUAGAGUCCAUAUAGGAAUUUAAAUCUAACAAAAAUUCGGAAUAAACAUAAUAAAAUUAAAAGUAGUGUUUUGAUUCGUAUAAAAAUACAAUUUAUAAAUAACUAAAAUUCAAAAUUAAGAAAAACAUCGGAAGAAGAGUUUAAAGUCAGUAUAGGAAUACAAUUUAGAAGUAAUUAAAAUUUGAAAUUAAAAAUUAAAGAAUAUUGAAAGAUAAGUUUAGAGUCCACAUAGAAAUUCAAUUAGAAAUAAUAAAAAUUCAAAAUUAAAAAGAUAUAUUAAAAGAUGAGUCUAGAGUCUAUAUAGGAAUAUAUAUAAUUUACAAAUAACUAAAAUUUGAUAUUAAAAAUAAUUCAUAACUAACACGUAUAUAAAAUACAAUAGGAACAUUACAUAUUAAAAUUUAAAAUUAUGUUGUCAUUUUAAUAUAUUUAAAUAAUAUAAUGAGAAAACAUAUAUGCUAUUAUAUGAGAGAAAAUAUAAUGAUGUUAGUCGCGCAAUCUGCGCAGGCCACAAUGCUAGUUGAAUUUAAUAAGAUUUUUUUCUAUACAUUCCAGCAUCUACACUAAUCACAGAUGCACACGGUCAUAAUUAUCGACACCAGGACUUGAACUAGAGUUCUCUAGCGGGUGGGUAGAGUCGUGAACCCAACGAGGAGCUGGAGUUCUAUCAUUCUAUUCUAUCUUUCUAGUUUGUUGGCUUUGAAUCUGAAUGAAUAUGCAAAUGAGAGGCUUACCCUAGGUAAUAUCCAUUUACAUAAUAUCAGGUUUUUCUCCACACACAAAAAAGAAUUCUCAGGUUAAAGCACUCUCCAGUCUCCAAGCAAGUGGACACAGGCAUUUUGAUGCCUUUUGUACUGUUUCCACCUCGUCUUUGGGCCUGUACCGUCCUAGUCAAUUGCUUCACUGAGUUAUAUUGGUCCAAUCGAAAUGCAUUCCCUUUGCAAGGCCCAAAUCAAGGUUAUGUCCAAAGCCAAUAUUCUCUGUUUGAGCCGAGAUGGAUUUAAAAGUAGGACAAGCUGUCCAUAACAAGAAACUAGUAGUAAUACACUUUCAUGAUGGGACUAAAAAUAAGCACCCAAGUUGAGCUGACAAAAGAUGCAUAGCUCCAUGAUUAAGACAGAUACUAAGCACCAAAUUCAACUCGUUCCUGCACAGACCGAACAGGAUAUGACUCUCGCCUGAUGACACCGUCCCAGAUCGAUGCUUCCCCACGUGUGAGCCCCUUCCAAAUCACGUGCUGUUGAUUGCUAUCAACGAGAGAGAGAGAGAGAGAUUAGCGAGCCGUUGGAAUAGAAAAAAGUGGAAGAAAUCGUGAACAGAACGGCCGGGGAUGAUCAUGCGGGCAUCUGACGUUUGCCGCGACACCGACGCAUCGGAGAAAGAACAUAUUACUUUUCAUAGGAUUUGGUAUAUAUCUGACGUCUGUUCUCGCGUGCCAUCCGGCUUACGUCCACCGGCGUUUUGUACCUCCAAAUUAAACUGCAAGGGGAUGGCUUAGUGAGGAGUGAGGUCAGAGCUGAAGCUUUUGCAAAGAAAAAAGGGUUAACGGAUGCGUUAUGCAGAUUAAUUACGCGCUUAAGUUUUUUUUUUUUGAAAAAUUUUCAGCUGAAAAGAAGUACUGCCAACAUCCAUCAGUUUCUUUUGUAGGGAGGGGGGAGGUUACACAAAUUACAUAACUUGACCGAUUCUUAGGGACAGUUUUUUUUUCACAUUGGUGAAAUCAGCAAAAUAAUAUUACAUCUAUUUUUAAAUAUAUGACAUUAUUUACUUUUAUUCAUGUUUCCAUCGUUCGUUUAUUAAAAAUUUAGUAUAAAACAUAAGACAUGUUUAGAGCACCUUUAAUGGUAAAAGUCGCAACAAAACAAGUAAUGUUUUUAUAAUUUUUAAGUAAAAUGAAUUGUCAAACAUAUAUUUAAAAUCAAAUAUGGGAGGGAGUACAGAUGAGCUGGUAUGCGGAUGACUAGUGCAUGUUGAUAUGUUUAUUUAUCUUAAAAUAAGAUAUGUGAGUGACUAGAGCGUUUCAAUUGUUUAUUUUAUUUAAAAUAAGAGAUGUGAGCGAAAACUACCAAUUGUGUACUUAUACUUUCAUCAUUACACGUAUUUGGUAACGUCAUGUAGUUUAUCAUAGUGAUUGGGAAAGUGAUAGUAACUAACCAACUACAACUUAUUGUCACAAAUACCACAUAGUGACAUUUCGUUGAGAGCAGUGCUGCAUCUACUAGACUACUCCAAGUAUCAUAUAUUAGUUCUAAAAAAAUGUAUCAUAUAUUCAUACAUAAUUCUGGGAAUGCAUUUUAUAUCAAAGUUGUGAGCCACAUUCACUAAGUGAGAGAAGGACACACUACUAGCUUAUCCACAACAAAAUGUUCCGUUCAAAAUUAAAUUUUUGCAUUCAUUCAAUCAUUCAUUCAGUAAGGCUCUUAUGUUUAGCUUGUAAUAAGUAGUUGUAGUUUCUAUUAAAGCAAUGACCAAUUUAUCCAUUGUCUUAAAACACUUAGGCUUGUCCUAUCAAUCAAUCUCGUUAGUCUAAAAAGAUUAUAAUCGUCGUAUUCAAGGUUAUACUGAUCAUUAACUUUUAUAUGCCGAAACAAAAUUUCAAUGCAUUUCAUUUUUUUUUCACAGAAGUAAUAUACUAACAACAAAAAAUGUGGGGGCGUAAAAGUGUGAAGGUGUUAUUAUUUAGCCAAUAUAUCUAGUUGAACGAGUCGAUGGUUUAAGAACAACACAAUGACAAAGACGACUAUAUUAAAAUUAAAAAUACAAAUAUGUACUAAAUUUACUGGUUUACUACAAUUGGCGUCUCUAUCAUAGAAUCGUGGAUAUAUAUAUGCUACGCUUAUUGAUAAAUGUUUAGUCUCACAACUGUAUGCUAACAAAUGUUUAAUUAAUUAUUGAGUGCUAUAAAGCCAAUGGAACGCAAAAACAUUUCUCCAUUUGGAGCCCGAAAAGUGUUCAUACUCAGGAAACAGAGAUUUGGUGCGGAACACUUUCGCCUGUGUUAUUAACAUAAGGCGUUCUCACAUCACGUCACUAACCUAACAACCCUAUGACGUGCCCAUGUACCCGUUGCAGAUUAGCCCUCCUCCCGUCGGCUACGGGCUACCCACCCACAGAGAAAUCACCCCAAAAAUGCACCCCGCUUUCCCGCGGCUUAAAAACCUUUCCAUCUCCAACCGCCCUCCCGUUCCUCCUCCUCCUCGCCUGCUUCCGUUGAGCCAGUCAGCCUCCUCCCUUGCCGCGCCUGCCUUCCUAGACCACUCACCAAACCAAACCCCCACGACAACUCAACAGGUCACACGAAUCAGUCCAGGCACGACCACCAUGUCCAUGACCUCGCCCCACCUCGCCGACUCAGCUCCGGUGGCGCAGGAUGAUUUGAUCGAGUAGAGUGGUGUGAGAGUGAGAGGUGCGAGGAGGUUAAUUAGGAGAGUAUGGCGCUGUGGCUGAAGCUGUUCUUGUCCGUGUUCCUGCCGGUCGCGGCGCUGGUCGCGGUGGCUGUUCUUGUUUACCGGCGGCGGAGCUCGUCGUCGCGGAACGCGCAGCCUGAGCUGCCGGAGAGUGUGGCUGGUGGUGGUGGAGGAGGGGAUCCGGCGGUGAGCCCCGGGUUGGGGAAGCUGAAUAUCAGGUACAACGCCACGAGUGGCCGCGCGGGGCUCCGGUUCCAGCAGUUGCACCAUCACCACCAUGGGCAUGUCGAUGUGAGGCAUCAUCACCGGGGCGGCGCCGGCGCCGGCGGCGCGCAGCAGGGGCCGUUCCAGUGGGCGGACCACCCGCGGCUGGUGACGGAGGCGGCGGAGAACGGGUGGGCGCAGUUCGUGUUCGCCGUGGCGCCGCCGCGGACGAGGUCGGCGUCGUCGUCGCCGCUGUGGGGGCUCUGCCCCGCCUGCGACUCCGGGACCAGCCGCGACAUGGCGGACACCGCGUGGGAGGUGCCCGCGGGGUCGUCGGAGCGGAUGCAGGCGGUGCGGCUCAACCCGGUGGUGGCCGCGGCGGCGGCGGCCGUCUCGGCGUCCACCAAGAAGUGGCUCCCCGGGAGCAUCCCGAGCCCGCUCCGCGGCGGCGACCACGAUGCGGCGGGGAACAGCAGCGCCCUGUGCCUCGCCAGGAUGAGCCUGCCGCUGCCCGGCCCGCCCCUCGCCGGCGCGCCGUUCCCGCAGGACGCCUACUUCGAGAUCACCAUCAUCUACCUCAACACGCGGCGGCCGGAGUGGUCGGCGUCGAGGGCGAGCCGCCGCGGCAGGGACGGCUCCAGCGAGAGCGACCGCGCCAAGCUCAUCAGCUUUGCACCGGACGCCAAGAACGCGGUCCAAGAAACCAGAGCCGCCACGAAAGUCGACGAUCACCACGACAAGCAGCGGCACACGGUCAUGUCGUUCGGCCUCGCCACCGCCGCGUCCGCCGCGCCGCCACGGCCGUCGCUGGCCGGAACGUACGCGUCGUCCAUCGGCUUCCACUCCAACGGCGCGGUCUACCUCGACGGGAUGAAGCUGGUGUACGAGUCGGAGAAGUCGUCGUGGGCGGGGGUGGACAAGGUGGUGGGCUGCGGCUUCGAGCCGGCGAAGCGGAAGGUGUUCUUCACGGUGGACGGGCAGCUGGUCCACGCCGUGAGCUGCAACGCCGACGCGUUCUCCACCCCGAUGUACCCGGUCCUCGCCUCCAGCUUCGACGUGAUGGCGCUGGUCAACCUCGGGCAGGGCAAGUUCCGGUACGCGCCGGCGAACGCGCGGCGCACGGCGAACCCGUGCUUCCUCCGCGCCGCGUCGGCGGGGGACGACGGCCGGAGCGGCGGUUCGCUGGGCCUCGACUUCGACGACAGCGGCGACCUCUUCUCCAUGGGCCGCGUCGACUCCGGCUGGCUGGAGACGGCGUCGCGGAUGAGCAAGAGCAGGAAGGAGAACGGCGGCGGCGGCGGCGCGUCGGCCGGCGACCCGGACGCCGACUCCGACCUGUUCGAGAUCUCAUUACGAGACUGACAUAAGCAAUGAUGAGAGGGACAGGUGGCUCACUUGUCAAACAGGAAUUAGCAGCAGUUAAUGGCUGAUUCUGACAAUAUGCUUAGGAGUUAGGACAUCGCGGCUGCAGUUUUCCAUGGAUGUUUGUAUCUUCUAGAUGUUGUUACCUAGAUGUAAACAUGUAAAAAGGUCAAAAGAUUAAAAGGAUGGAAAAGGUUGUCUUAUAUAGUGAGCUUCUGAUUUAUUUAUUUUUUUUGAGAACAGAGCUUCUGAUUCGUUCUUCUUUUUUUUUUUCUCCCCUUUCAUUCUUUUUGCUUUUUCUUUGGGGUGUAAAGAUGUAGGGCUGGAGCCUGGAGGUAGAUUCUGUAACUAUAAUCUGGAAUAAAGAUGAGAAAAGGAUCGGGGAAGAGCUUCAAUUUCAAAAAAAUAAAA